CAACGUUUCCUGUGACGUAAAGAUGUUUUCUGAUUGGCUCGCUUUUCGUGUAGAUUUUUGAAAGUCUUUGUGAAGGAGGGAGAGCUGCCGUCGAAAAAGACAUGGCUCCGAGGAAGAGGACAACCAAAACGCGGAAAAACAACCCGAAGGCCGCGAAGCUGGAAGCGUUUCUGCAGGAUUUUAACAGCGAAGUGGAGACCCGGGUCCGACAGAUGAGGGAGGACCUGAACCAGCUGCUGAACAAUGUGGACAGCGCCUACAACCUGGCUUUAUUCAAAAUGCCCAAAGCUGUGAGACAGACCAACUGGCUGGACCUCCUCAAAUCGGAGAAACCGAAUACUCAGGAGGUGGACAAUGUGAAGCAGAGAAAAGAGGAGGAUGCCAUCAUGACGAGCGCCGGCGCUGAGGACCACRCCCCCCAGAAGACCGUCAGCAAACUGAAGAAUAAGAAGAAAGCUGAAGCCAAAUCCACCUCAGAUGAUGAAAAUGUUCCCAGUUCCUCCAGGAAGGGGAGAACAUACAGAAAACCUCAGUCCACAAGAACAACAACAACUAAAAGUAAAGCCAGCAGACAGUCCAACAGGAAGCCUCUGAUCACUCCUGCCAGAACCAUGUUGGACUCAUCCCUUAUGAUGGGAUCGACCCCGCUCAUCACCCCGCGUUUCGACCCCAGACUUCCUAAGACCCCUGCUCUGAGGGUCCCUCGCCACAAAGAGCGGGUCUUCAGCAUCUCUGUGAAUGGGUCUCCUGUGGCAGCAGGAAGUGAGGACAUUGUCCUCAGCGUCCCCAUUGGGAAUGGACAGAGCCUKCAGCUGCUGGCCAGUCAGAUGGACUCUGUGGACCUGUCCCAGCUGGACCAGACGGCUCUGAGGAGCAUCCAGUUGCUGCAGAACCGCCUCACGACUCUGUGUGGGACGUCAGACUGARCCGCCUGCAGCUUCCGUUCUUUUUGUAACGUUUUAUCUUGUAACAUUUGUUCAUAGUUCCUGUUUUUCUGACCUGUUUGUUUUUAAAAACACAACUUUUAGUUUUA
Austrofundulus limnaeus is the source of this 1033-nucleotide messenger RNA. Its product is annotated as borealin. The coding region runs from base 102 to 926 and encodes 274 amino acids. The record is from RefSeq and is a predicted model, not a curated record. Lineage: Eukaryota; Metazoa; Chordata; Actinopteri; Cyprinodontiformes; Rivulidae. Gene Ontology annotation, cellular component: chromosome passenger complex; chromosome, centromeric region; spindle midzone. The transcript has 11 exons. Gene Ontology annotation, biological process: mitotic sister chromatid segregation.